This is a messenger RNA of Fusarium coffeatum, 921 nucleotides long. RefSeq lists its product as uncharacterized. The coding region runs from base 1 to 921 and encodes 306 amino acids. The transcript has 2 exons. The record is from RefSeq and is a predicted model, not a curated record. Gene Ontology annotation, cellular component: endoplasmic reticulum. Lineage: Eukaryota; Fungi; Ascomycota; Sordariomycetes; Hypocreales; Nectriaceae. Gene Ontology annotation, molecular function: 3-oxo-5-alpha-steroid 4-dehydrogenase activity. Gene Ontology annotation, biological process: dolichol-linked oligosaccharide biosynthetic process; polyprenol catabolic process.
AUGACGCCAGCUCAAUGGUGCCAGGGCUUCUUUGCCCUUUCUACAACCAUCAUCAUUGGUAUCCAAGUUCUCCCACACGACGUCCGUAGUGCUCUUAUGGACUAUGGUGCACGGAGGCCCAAAGACACGAAGCCUGGGAAGAAGGAGGUGGAAAACAAGGGGCAAGCUUUUGUGCCUCUGAGGUCGUUUCUGAAAAAUUUGACAGAGUAUGGGCAAGUGCCUCAUUCGUGGUUCUUGCACUUCUACAUCACGUCGGUAUUCCUAUCAGGUUUCUGGGCGUGGCAGUAUUUCACCAAGGGGUCGGUAUUGAAGAGUGUCAUUACGUGGCAGGACCGAGCUGGCGGACCGUCUAUGAGUUUGGAGCAAGUAUUUGUGGCAUGGCUGUUUAUGGCCUUGCAGGGUUCAAGAAGGCUCUGCGAGAGUUUGUUCGUAUUCAAGCCAGGGUCGUCACCUAUGUGGUUUAUCCACUGGGCUCUUGGUCUUGCGUACUACAUUACAAUAACCCUUGCUGUCUGGGUUGAGGGUUCCAGUGCAAUCUUAGCAGCCUGGAAUUCUCCCGCACAACCUCUCCGAAUCCCACCAAGGUUGCCUUCAGCUCUGGCAUUGUUCAUUGUGGCGUACUUCAAGCAGAACCAAUGUCACAGGCACCUGGCAAGUCUCAAGAAGUAUACACUCCCAAGUGAGGGAUGGUUCAAGUACUUGGUCUGUCCACACUACACUUCAGAAUGCCUUGUGUAUCUCGCCAUUGCGUGGAUCGCCGCACCCCAAGGUCAACUCCUCAACAGAAGCGUUCUGAGUGGUCUCGUGUUCGUGGCUGUGAACUUGGGUGCCACAGCAAAGGGGACCAAGGCAUGGUAUGUGCAAAAGUUUGGCGCAGAGAAGGUCGCGGAGCGAUGGAUCAUGAUCCCACCCGUCUACUAG